CCUGGUGCUGUGGUCUGGGGGAGGGAACGUCCUCUCCCCAGACUUGGUUUUCUCCUAUAGACAGUCACGCCCCAACUCUGCAGGCCCGUGGACUCCUGUUCUGAGGGGAGCUUGGGCCCAGGUGGGGAAUCCCGGAGGGCUGCUAUGUCACUCCCAGACAGCGGCUGACUUGCCUGCUGGACAGGGUGCGGAGCAGGGCCCAGCCUGAGUCCCGAGUUCUGAAGAGGGACCUGUCAAUGCUACACCUGCGCCUGGAGGUCUAGAGAAAUCAGAGCGGAGCCCAGCCAAAGUCCACCCGCCGUCAGAGUUUCACUUUUGAGCACAUCGCCAUGAGCCGGAGGGGAAUGUGCUGUUGUGACUGGAGUCUCACUUGUGAGUGACCCUCGGUGACUCAGCUCCCUCCAGGUUCACAACAUUCAAACCUUCCUUCACCCAACCCGGGACUCUUCCACUUUCCCUGGCGGCUUCGUAGCUGAGUCUCCAGCCUGCGGCCCUGGGUUCACCCAUCUUUAGACAGUUGCUGUGUGCAUGAAGAACACACCUGUGGUUGGGAGAGACAGCCUCCGUUUCACCCCAAAAGAGAGAGACAGGGACGAUGGUGGAUUGCCCAGGGUACAGUCUGUCUGGUGUGGCUGCCUCCUUCCUCUUCAUCUUGCUGACGAUGAAGCACCCAGAUGACUUCAGAGUCCUCGGUCCCGGGGACCCUAUCCUGGCCAAAAUCGGGGAAGACGCGCUGCUGACUUGUCAGCUCCUCCCCAGGAGGACCGCGGAGCACAUGGAGGUGAGGUGGUACCGCUCCGACGCCGACAGGCCUGUGACCGUGUACCGGGACGGAGCUGCAGUGACUGGCCUACGGGCGGAGGGGUUCGGAGGCCGGGCAGAGUGGACAGACAGCGCCGAGGAGGGGAGUGUGGCUCUGAAGAUCCGCCAGGUCCAGCCAGGGGAUGAUGGGCAGUACUGGUGCCGCUUCCAGGAGGGGGAGUACUGGAGAGAGGCCAGCGUGCGCCUCCACGUGGCAGCUCUAGGAUCUUCCCCAGGCAUCCAUGUGGAGGGACUGGGAGAAGGAGAGGUCCAGCUGGUGUGCACGUCCCAGGGCUGGUUCCCUGAGCCUGAGGUCUCCUGGGAGAGCAUCAGUGGAGAAAAGCUGAUGAGUUUCUCUGAGAAUCAUGUGCAAAAUAAAGAUGGGCUGUUCUAUGUGGAAGACACACUAGUGGUCAGGAAUGACUCGGAAGAGACCAUUUCCUGCUCCAUCUACAACCGUGUUCUCAAAGAGGCCAAGGAGGCCGCCAUCGCUCUGCCAGAGAAACUGCAGACAGAGCUGGCUUCCUCGAGGGUAAUCGGACCUUCCCAGCCCACUGUUGUCAGAGUCGGAGACAGCAUAGAAUUAGCUUGUCACCUGUCCCCUCAAACUGAUGCCCGGGGCAUGGAGGUGAGGUGGCUCCGCUCCCACUAUUACCCUGCAGUCCAUGUGUAUGAAGAUGGGGCCCGCGUGGCCGGAGAGCAGAUGGCGGAGUACAGAGGGCGGACUUCCGUGGUGACCGAGGCCGCCCACGAGGGAAAACUGACCCUGCGGAUCCAUGACGCCCGAACUUCUGAUGACGGGCAGUACCGGUGCCUCUUUGGAAAAGAUGGCGUCUACCAGGGGGCCCGCGUGCCUGUGCAGGUGAUGGCGGUGGGCUCCACCCCACGGAACACGCAGGAGGCCCUGAAGGAUGGAGGCGUGCAGCUGAGGUGCACAUCCGAAGGGUGGUUCCCAAGGCCCCACGUGCAGUGGCGGGACAGAGAGGGAAGGACCGUGCCCUCGCUCUCCGAGGUCUUCCGUCAAGGCAGCCAGGAGCUGUUCCAGGUGGACACUCUCCUGCUGGUCACCAACAGCUCCGUGGUGAAUGUGACCUGCUCAGUCAGCCUCCCUCUGGGCGAGGAGAAAGUGGCACGGUUUCCUCUCUCAGACUCCAAGAUAGCUUUGUUAUGGAUGAGCCUGCCUGUCUUGCUGCUGCCUCUUGCCAUGGCCGCUGACCUGAUCAAGGUGAAACACAGUAGGAAAGACCAAAACCAUGGCGGCAAGCUGGAAAAUCACAAGGAUGAUGAAAGCCACACCAGAGGGCUUCCCCCUGACAAGAGGCUCCACGCAAGCCCAGUGCACCCCGCUUCCUGAACACCCCAUUGUCGCUCACAGUGAGGGACGCCUCAACCUGGGUCGGCACAUCCUCUCUCCCUGUGCCCACCACCCCACACCCACCACCCCUCACCCACCACCCCUCACCCCUCACCCACCACCCCUCACCCCUCACCUCUCACCCCUCACACACCACCCCUCACCCCUCACCUCUCACCCCUCACCCACCACCCCUCACCCCUCACCUCUUACCCCCACCCCUCACCUCUCACCUCUCACCCCUCACCCACCACCCCUCACCCCUCACCCCUCACCUCUUACCCCCCACCCACCACCCCUCAGCCUUGUGCAGCAGCUUUAUCUUGUCAUCCCUGGACCUACCAUGAGGACGUAAGAAGGAGGAGCCAGACAUGGAGAGGAAUGUCACUCAUCUGAGACCUGGGUGGGCUUUUCUAGAAAUGCCGGAGCCAGUAGCACCAGAGGGACAAAGUGCUCCAGCUGCAGCGGGAGGACAGGGUUUCCUUCCUGUUUCCACAUGAGAAAGGACUCACUGAGAUGCAGGAACACCUGACAUUUGCACUAGGAAUCAGGCCUCGGGCUGGAGACAUGGCUCAGAGCACUUGCUCUUCUUGCAGAGGACCUGAGUUCUGGGCCCAGCACCCAUAUGGCACCUCACAACUACCUAUAACAUCAGUUCUAGAAGGUCUGAUGCCUUUUUCUAGCCUCUGAGGACACCACCAAGCACAUGCCUGGUGCACAGCCAUACAUGCAGGCAAAACAUCCAUAUAAAUGAGAAAUAAUAAUUUAAAAAAUAAAGGAAUUAGACCAAAA
Molecule: messenger RNA, 2947 nt
Organism: Psammomys obesus (fat sand rat)
Lineage: Eukaryota; Metazoa; Chordata; Mammalia; Rodentia; Muridae
Gene: Btnl2
Product: butyrophilin like 2
Exons: 9
Coding region: 596-2155 (519 amino acids)
Biological process (GO): T cell receptor signaling pathway; regulation of cytokine production
Cellular component (GO): external side of plasma membrane
Molecular function (GO): signaling receptor binding
Source: RefSeq, a predicted model, not a curated record